GCUGAGCCUGCAUACCACUGCUGCUGACGGCUGAUCUGAUCCCACACAAAGGCACACUCUCACACUCUCUCACGUCACACACUCAUCACACCACACUCACAGAAGAACAGAAACUCCAGACCAGUGCAGGGAGAUGCAACCGGCUGGCAGCCGCUGACAGCAACCUUCAGAGCCCAGUUGAUCUGGACACACUGCACCUUUACCUCCAGAGAGCCCGAGACACUCCUGCUGCACAGAGGAAGGACACUACGUUGACCUCCAGCAGUUACCAGACUGUACCUGAUCCCACAUCCUUCACAGAAAAGGGAACCUGACUCUGAGUGGAGCAAGAAAAAAACGGGAGCGAUCACACUCCACCACUGAAACAAGACCCACUGGAUAGAGAGACAGAGGGACUCACGGACAUCUCGGGCAACGGGGGAACAGAGGCAGGAUGCUGGCUAAAAUCCUCGAGGAUAUGUGGGUGGAGCCGGACGUGCUGGAGGCCCUCAGUGAGGAGCAGAAGAGGAUCCUGUUCCUGAAGAUGAGAGAGGAGCAGGUGCGCCGCUGGAGAGAGAGGGAGGAGAGGGAGGCGAGGGAAGGAGGAGACAACAACAACAACAGGCCAAAGAAAGCCUCCAGUAAACACGUGAAGUGGCUGCUCGGUCGGGACGGAGAUGUGAGCGUCAGCGUAAUCGGAGAGGUGGACGAAUUCAGGUCCUCCAAACUCCUGCAGAGCCUCAUGAGCAACAGACUCCACAGUGAUAAUAUGAAUGGCAUCCAGACAGUGGACUUGCUGCCAGGAAGAGAGGCCCGAGAGCUUGGCUUUAAAGAAGAGAUCCAGCUGCCCCUCACAGAUGUUAGCGAUUACCCAGCUUCACCGAACGACCAGUCGUCUGAGGAGGACAUGGACUCCUGCAGCGCUGAUGACGACCUGAAGGACCCCGCGGAGGACAGCGACAGUGAAUCAGGCAGCAGCUCAGACAAUCUCAGCGACUGGGCUCCUCUCUAUAGGCCCCAUCUCAGUAGCCAUGGCAACCGGCCGCCGCUCAAAGCCCAGCUGUCAGACACAGAGAGAGCCGACCCGCAAGACAGAGAGAUUGUGUGUGGUGAGCAGAAAAAGUCAGAAUACAGAGGUCGCGUAGCGCAGCUCAGGAAGGCCUUCACAGAUGAUCUUCACAGCACAACACCUGCCUACACCAAACCUCCUAUACCUGCCAAACCGGCUCAUCUACAGAAACGAAGCACACCCCUGAUCCGUUAGGACUCCAGGUGUAUCCACCGUGCUACAAGACAACACUUGACCCCAGAUAGGCAGAGCCUGCCGUACUGUACAUACUGUGUAACAAACCCUGUCCAGAUACAAUGGUUCAGUUACACACUGUUGGACCAGGCUGAGGCCCCAUACAUGAGAAGAAGAAAGUCCUUACUUGAACCUGAGCAGUGAACUGAGACACUUUGUUAGGACUCAGCUCCAGGGCCGACCCACAGACAGAGGAACGUCUGGGUGGGGGUGGGGGUGGAGAAGCCAAAGUCAACCUGAAUGAUAAAAUGAAGCAGCUUUGAUGUUGCUGGGUUCAAAUGCGCUCACUUAGCUUUUGUGAUUGACAGGCAGCCGCAGAGUGAGAUGUCCAUAGAGACGCACACACAGACUAUUCACUAGUGUGUGUGUGUUAAAAGUUGAAAAAAAAACACUGUGCUUCGCUUUUAAUAGAGUUUAUAGAAAACCAAAACAUUAAUUUGAGAAAAUAAUGUUUGUUUCUUCUGUACUGUUGAAAAGGCUGAAAUUGUUUUGUCAGUGUAACUUGUCAUCGUGCUGUUUUAACACCGCAGACUUUGUUGACAACAUCUUCAUCCAUCAUCUCAGCAGUCAGCAGUCACAUUGGUGCAGGGGUUUGUGGACAAAAUAAAAAGACUGAAUUCGUGGUGAAUGAUAAACGGAUAACGGAUCUAUCUUGUGCCUUUAUAGUGAGAGUACAUGUAUCUCAGAACACAUUACAAUCCCUCACAUUCAGCCGUGAGCACACAUUAACACACAUUCACCAAUUAAACCACUGACCAGCUCUUCGGGAACAUCUGGGCUUCAGUGUCCUGGUCAUGAAGAAAUCAAACCACCAACUGGCCAAUUGCCAAAUGACUUGCUUCAUACUAAUACUAUGUGCCUCCUGGAACAUGAAUCAUCUUUAACAAUCUGCUUUCUAUACAAUUUCCAUUCUUCUUUAUGUGAGCGAGUGAACAGAAUAUAAUGGUGUCACUGCUACAACUAUGAUUUAGCUUUUUGGACAUUUUAAUAUUGUUUUUUAACAUUUAUUUUUUUGGAUACUGUAGAAUUUGGGAUUUGAAAAGAGUAACUUUGAGGAUAAAAAGCUGACUGGUGACUUCUUUUUUCCCUUUUUUUUUUAUUAGCAUGCUAAGACAUUAAACUAAGAUGAUGAGUGUGGCAAAAAUGAUACCUGCUAAACAUCAACAUGUUAGCAUUGUCAUUGUGAACGUGUUAGCAUUUUCUUGUUGGCUUUUAGCCCAAUGCACCAAGAACAGCCUCACAGAGCUGCUAGUGUGGCGGCAGCCCUGAUAUUUUGUGGAUCAAAAAUAAUUUGACUAAGUAAGAUAAACUUUGACCUUGUAGAUUCAGUGUUCACCUUAGAGACAGAGAAAGUUGUCAAAAUAAAUUCUUAACAUUAGGUCCACUUACAUUAUCUUAAUGUUUUCUUUAAAAUCAAGCGACCAAAAGUUCAUACUUUGGUCUCCAAAGAUUACUGAUACUGAAGUCCACAACAUGUGGCUGAAAGUUCUGGAAACCAAGGAAGUGUACUUUGUGUCGAGCAUUUUGGGUCAAACAUCGUAUUUAAUAUUUGGUUGCAAAUUCUUUGAAGUCAGUGACUUUCUUUUUCUGUCUACAAACCACAGACUUCAACAGACACUUCCAUUGUUGGCAUCUUCGUGCCUUGUUUGUUUUGGGGUCUUUUUGCCUUUGGUCUGGUCCUCAACAAAUGAAACACAUGAUCAUUUGGGCUGUGGUCAGCUGACAGAAUGUGGUCAGGUGACUGACUUGGCCAGGCAAGAAAAAUGAACUUUUCUGGCCCUUAAAACCUGCUAUGCUUAGGAUGACCUGCAUAGUCAUAAAAUUGAAGGGAGUGUGUAUAAAAAGCGCUUCAGUUCCUAUUCUGGUCAGCUGGUUUGGAUGGGAACAACCCUCAAACACUCCUACAGCUCUGAGUCAGCACUUUAACCCCAUGCUUUUUGUUUCAUUUCGGUGAUGUGCUGGAGGACAGGUCUAAAAACAACGAACAAUCAGAUAUAAGAACGUGCAGAAAACACAAAGUCAUUCUUGUAAGAACAUGUGUUACUAUGAGAGAUGUUACAGGGCUUCAUUUUUAAGGUUUGGUGUGUUUGAGCUGCAGUUACUACCUAACUGUUUGGUCACAUGAUCCCUUUACUUGGUCACUAAUUCAUUGCCUUCCUCUUCUCCUGCUGAGACUUUGACUUUUGUAUUUUACCCUCUCUUUGUACUUGUAUAUGUACUUAAUGGGUCUUAUGUGUCCGUUGUUGGUGUGAUAAAGAACAAAGUGAUGAAA
Molecule: messenger RNA, 3554 nt
Organism: Toxotes jaculatrix (banded archerfish)
Lineage: Eukaryota; Metazoa; Chordata; Actinopteri; Toxotidae
Exons: 6
Coding region: 434-1243 (269 amino acids)
Cellular component (GO): cytoplasm
Source: RefSeq, a predicted model, not a curated record